UAUGGGGAGUAAGAGGAAGCAAACUGGAAGCUUAAGUCAGACUCAGAUGAAUAAUAAAAAGAACAAACAAGUUGUGCCUAAGAAGUUCAAGUAAAUGAAGAUAAAGACAAGUGUUAAUCUAGUUGAAGCAAGAGAGAACAUGGUUAUGUCAAUUGCUAGAUUCUUCUACCAUUUUGCAAUUUAAUUUAAUGCAGCUGAUUCACCAUAUUUCAGUGCAAUGGUAAAUAAGAUAGCAGAGUAUGGACAAGGAUUGAGGCGUCCUUCAUGAAAAGACAUUAUAGGUAGCCUUCUUAAGAAGGAGAUGAAUACAAUUGAUGAGUACUUGAAAGAAUAUAGAGCAUCUUGGAAGCAAACUGGGUGCUCAAUUAUAGCUGAUGGUUGGACUGACAUGAUAAAUAAAUCAUUGAUUAAUUUUCUAGUGUAUUGCCCAUGUGGAGUGUAUUUCUUAUCAUCUGUAGAUGCAUCUGGCAUUUGCAAGGACAAGGUCAAUUUGGCUAAUUUGUUUGAUAAGGUGGUGCAAAAUGUUAGUGUGCAAAAUGUUGUUCAAAUUGUAACUGACAACCAAUCAAGUUAUAAGGCUGCAGGAAAAAAUUUAGCCAAUGAGAAGUACAAGUCCUUCUAUUGGGCCCCUUGUACUGUUCAUUGCAUUGAUCUAAUGCUAGAAGACAUUGUAAAACUUAAGAAGAUGACUUCAUACAUUGCGAAAGGGAGAAAGAUCACUAAAUUUAUUUAUAAUCACUCUUGGGUUCUUAGUAUGAUCAGAAGUAAAUUCACUGAAGGGAAAGAUCUUAUGCCCUCUACUUCUACAAGGUUGGCCACACAUUACAUUGUAUUGGGUUGCUUGAUGAAUCAUAGAAGAAAUUUGAGAAGGAUGUUUGAUUCUGAUGAUUGGUUGAAUUCUCGCUAUGCAAAGUUGGUUGUCAGAAAAGAGGUUAAGAAGAUUGUUCGAAGUAGGAGUUUUUGGAGGAAUGUUUAUUUCAUCUACAAAUGUUUUGCUCCUCUUGUUAGAGUUUUGAAAUUAGUUUCCAUUUGUAUAUGCUGA
Molecule: messenger RNA, 1042 nt
Organism: Telopea speciosissima
Lineage: Eukaryota; Viridiplantae; Streptophyta; Magnoliopsida; Proteales; Proteaceae
Exons: 1
Coding region: 302-1042 (246 amino acids)
Source: RefSeq, a predicted model, not a curated record